Rhizophagus irregularis DAOM 181602=DAOM 197198 is the source of this 383-nucleotide messenger RNA. Lineage: Eukaryota; Fungi; Glomeromycota; Glomeromycetes; Glomerales; Glomeraceae. The record is from RefSeq and is a predicted model, not a curated record.
UUUAGAUGAGUAGUUUAAUAAGAUUGUGCCUAAACCUAUUAAUAAUCGUCCUCAAAAAAAUAAUCGGAAUAGAGUGGGAGUAUGAUACAUUAUCAGUUGUAAAACCAGGUCAGUCUAUUGCUUGUUUGCAGGAUUUGGGAAUGGCAAGAUGGUUAAUUCUGACUAUAAUCAGCCCAGAAUCAAUAAGAAUAAUAUGGCUAUUUGUUUUGAUUGCAUUGGGAUAAUGAAUGCUCCAAAGAUAAAACACCAGAUAGAAGUGCUCAGAUUAUCCAAAGAGCUUAUAGGAACUAUAAGAAGCAACCUGAAACUUUUGCAAAACGAGUUUAGGAGGCGGUUAGAAAUGAUAAUACUCUUAAGAAAAAGAAGUUUCUUAAUAUACCUAG